Molecule: messenger RNA, 3860 nt
Organism: Hydractinia symbiolongicarpus
Lineage: Eukaryota; Metazoa; Cnidaria; Hydrozoa; Anthoathecata; Hydractiniidae
Exons: 6
Coding region: 119-1282 (387 amino acids)
Source: RefSeq, a predicted model, not a curated record
UCCGCUCAGUUCUCCAGAUAAAAAUAGUAGCCUUGUCGAAUUGGUGUAUUAUAGCGUUUAAAAAUCUAUGAUUGGUGUGCGUGACGAGGAUCUACUAAAAUCUAUCUACUAAAACAUUAUGAAACUUGUUAAAAUGUCUAAAAAUAUUUUUAUAUUACUUUGUGUCGCAAUUGAAAUGGUUGACAUGUUGCCAUGUAGAAUAAACUCAGUGGGAAUAUAUUCCAAAAACAAACUAAUUUCUUGCAUCCCAUGCAUCAAUAUCUGCCCUGUCAGUGAAGCACAGUUUCCUCCUUGCAACACUAAUCAUUAUAAAAAUAUUACAUUAAAAUGUGUCUCGUCGCCAAGCAAAGGACAUUACUACAUUAGAAACAACCAAUGGAUACAGUGUAGACAUCCCUGUGAUUUGGAAGAAGAAGUGGAAAGCACCCCCUGUACUUAUGAGAGUGACAGAAAGUGCAUGUGUAAGCAUGGGUAUUACAGAGACCCUGGUACUAAUAAAUGUGAUCAAAGAUGCAGUCUCUGUAAACGAAACAGAAUUACUGAUUAUGUUCCAGAAGGUUAUUGUUUGAGCAUGGGAAAGAAUCUUCGGUGCAAAGAGGAGAAAAUAAUAAAAGAUUCAACGACAAAUUCACCCAGUGCAGCAACAUCACGACAGCCAAAUUCUUCAAGCAUAGCGACAACAGAACUACUAAUUUCGCAGAGUAAAACAACAACAGAACUGCCAAAUUCAAGUUUUACAACACCAAAAGAGAAAGCGUUUAGUGAAACUGAUGCCACAAAACAACAGAUAGUAUCGACAUCAACAACCACCUACAGAGAAAAUGAAAAUGGAAUCCCUUUAUGGGUUCCCGCUGCUGCUGUUUCCGCUGUUGUUGUGGUACUACUAAUUUUAAUAAUUUGGAAAGUAUAUCAAAGAGGAAGAAAUAGACACAGCCAAUCUGACAUAAACAGUAUCAGUACUGGUGAUUCUAUUGCUUUAAUUUCUCAAGGUAUCACUUUAGACAGCGCAAUUGGGGAUCCUGACAAUUUUCCAUUUGCGUUUAAAACGGAAAUUAUCAACAAGUUUGAAAACCGACCUCAUUCAGUGAAGAAAGCAAAAGCAUUUGUUACCUUGGCUUGUAAAGAUGCGCAACAUUUUGUGCACCGAAUCUCAAAGUUUGAAGAAGCCUUAGAUCAUGUAAUGACUCGAGUCCCAGAAACAACAUUCCGUCAAUUAACCAAGUACUUUUCAAAUAUUGGAUGUUCAGAUGUUGGACAGUAUAUUAAAGCUAGGUUUCCAUAAAACAUUUUGAAUAAUUGAAUUCUCUUAUUUUUUUAUAGCCCAUUUAUUUUUGUGCAGAGGGAUUUUUUGCUAAAUACAUGUUUUUUUAUAAGCAAUUGAAAUUUCAAAAUGAGGCUACAGGAUGCGUAUAAAAAGUACUUUUUCGGGCUCAAAAUAUGUUUAAGUUAUGCUUAAUGGCAAAGAAAUUUAUCGGAAUACGCUUAUAGAAAACACAUAAACAGGCACAAAAUAUGCUUAUAAAAGAUAUUGCAUUUGAAUUUUAAGCAUCAGUAAUUACUUAAAUCUCACUACAUACUGGUUAAUUUAGUCAAAAAGAAUAAAAAGAAAAACUGCUCACGAAACAAAACAUAAAAACUUUGCAACAUCCUCUUAGGCUUCACAAUGCUUAAAAAUUGAGCCAAAUUUAAGCCUACUGAUGCUUAUAAAUGUCAUGCUUCUAAAAAAACAUAUCUCUAAAUACCAAGUUAAGAUGAGCACACAAACAUUUAUGGUAUGAAAUAAAGGGCUAUAAGAAUUCGGGAAUUAUUGUAUGCUUUUCUUUUUUUAAAAAAUACUGGUAGUUAUGUAGAUAUAUUUUUUAUAUUUAUUCGUGUUUUGUAUUGUUGUAAAUAUGUUUAUAUAUAUGUGUGUGGGGUAAUAUGUAAAUAUAAAGUGUAAGACACUUAUAUUUACAAUCAUGAAUCAAAUUCAGUCAGUUAUUUCACGGUAGAACAGCGUAGUUUUAAACACAAGGUUUCUUUUAAUACCUUUUUAGUUUUCUAUUUUAUAUGCCAGAAUAACCGUUUUGUACAUUAGAACUUGUCUUCUCUGUCAAUUUUUACCUUAAAAUACCUUCGUAAGAAAGAAGUGUCCAAAUUUCUAAUUUGUUUCUGUGACGUCAAGAAGUUUACCUUAAAAUGCCUUCGUAAGAAAGAAGUGUCCAAAUUUCUAAUUUGUUUCUGUGACGUCAAGAAGUUUACCUUAAAAUACCUUCGUAAGAAAGAAGUGUCCAAAUUUCUAAUUUGUUUCUGUGACGUCACGGCUUUAGUGGAAGUAAGUUCUACAUCGCCGACGUAUAUUCUAUAUAAGUAUGUAGAUAAAAUAUUUUGAAGUAGCUGAAUCUAUGUAAACGGGACUUUUUGUCUAUAUAAAUUGGACUUGUGCAGCUACAUUUUAGUGGAUUGUUUAAAAAAAAACAUUUAAAGUGUUUGUUUAAAUUGGAGACGAGUUUUGUGUUGUGUAUUUUUGAUGUGAAUUGUCAAUCCAUGUGAAAAGAGUUUUAUAUAAGGACACAAUGUUACAAAUCAUAUUUUAUUGGGAUUAAACUUAAUCUAGUGAUAAUAGACAAAUUAGUGACUAAUUUCCAGGGCUAUUUGGGAUUAAUAAGCCCGAGUCUCUUUUUUUUCAAUUUCUUUUAAAAAAUCACUUUUCGUAAAAUAAAAUAAAAGUGUUUAUCUUUGGUAAAGUCAACCAAUUCUUAUAUAUUCUAAAUAUUAAGUAAUUACUAACGAUUAUUUAUGUCUUCGUUAGAUACCUUAGAAUUACACAUUAUUUGCAGAAGAAAUUUCUGCGAAAUAAACAUUUGCGGAUUUGGUGAGAUCCGCAGAAAUUUGUUACCAAGUAAUGUUUAUUUUUUUUUCUUUUGUUAUUUACUUUUUUUAUAUAUUGUAGUCGUUGUUGCAACUUUUUAAAGCAUUGUUGACAACUAUGGAUUCAUCUGUUGGUAGAUUUUCCUUUUCCUUCUUCUACGUCAGCAAUGCUUAUGGUUGCAAUUUACGUAAGGAAUAUUACCUCUGUUAAUUAUUACAGUUAUAAUUAACAUAAUGAAGUUAAUUAUGCAUUGUAUUGUCUAAUGAGAUGCUAAUUAAUGGAUAAAAAGAGGUUAUAAUAUGGAAUUCCAAUAAAGAACAAAACGAAAGGAAAAACCAUUUAGAUUCCACAAAUCAAUAAUUUUCAUAUCCGAUCAAUUUUGUUCUUAAAUGGAAAUCCAUCUUUAGUAUCGUUUUUGCACUCACAAGAAAUUAGAAAAAGAGAAAAAAAUCAAAUUAUCAAAGACAAGCUGGCUACAUUCUUCUUUUAAAACCUUCUUGUGAGUGGAGGAACGUGUGAUAUUUCAUUUUUACAAGUGAUAGAUCUUCGCUGAUGCAUUUUCCUUAAAACCAUGUUUCAUAUUAAUGAGCUAGUUAUGUGAACAUUUUUUGAAACGGUUUAAAAUUUUUUAUCGUUAAAGUUUCAUAUUUUGCUAAUACAUUGAGCCGAAAUUCAUCCCACCACAUCAAAGUGAGCGGUCGUGCUAGAGAAUGUAACUAGCAACUUUUCAACGCUGUGUGCCAGGCUUACGUGUGUGCAAAAGUAGUGACUCUGCAGUCUGCCAUUUGCAUUUGUUUAACACUUUUGUCGAUAUUUAAAUAAUUAGGAAAAAAUGUCCAAUAUUGUAGGUGAAAAGAAAACCCUUGCAAAAAUAAUGAGGCUCUUGUGUCAAGCAUUAUGUUUAUAAAUAAAUUUGUUAAAACAACUAUAUACGUGUUUGUUCAGAAAUAUUGUCACUUGUGAUACAUUAUCUGUCCAGCAUUGUAUGAAAGACAAUUUAAAAAAAUAA